AUGGAUGAGGGUAUACCUUCUGGGCCAUGCUUCGAUGUGAAUUUCUAUGGUGGUUGUGUUUGUGUCGAUGAAAGAUGUCUCUUCAUUACCACAAACAAACACUACAUAACUACCAGAGCAUUGCCUCACCGCCACGUUUCAAAAACACUCUUUCACGCUUCCGCCGCCGAAUCCCAACUCCAAAAUCGUUUCUUUUCUUCCGAUAUGAUGAGGUCGGCGGCGAGGGUGCCCAAGCUGGGCUCCUUCCGUCACAGCUUCGCCGAGAAGAAGGAGAGGCUGCUUUCCAUGAAGGGUGGCGGUUACUCCCAAAUUGGGAUCGCGCUGCCUGAGUCCGACGAGGAGGACCACUGGCCGCGGAGGCGAUGCUGCUCCUACCGCGCUGUCUCCGACGGGAUCGUUGGCGCGUGGAAGAGCGCGAAGCGCGUGGCGGCGAGAGCGUGGGAGAUGGGGAUGUCUGAUCCCAGGAAGAUCAUAUUCUCCGCCAAAAUGGGACUCGCUCUUAUUCUCCUUUCGCUUCUGAUUUUCCUCAAAAAGCCGUUCGAGGACGUUAGUCGCUACUCCGUUUGGGCCAUUCUCACUGUCGUUGUUGUCUUCGAAUUCAGCAUAGGAGCAACUCUUAGCAAAGGGCUUAACAGAGGAUUGGGGACUUUGUUAGCUGGAGGACUAGCUUUGGGAAUGGGAAUUUUAUCACAAUUGGCUGGAAAAUGGGAAGAGCUCAUUAUAACUGUUAGCAUCUUCACUGUAGGAUUUUGUGCCACAUAUGCAAAACAAUAUCCAACAAUGAAGGCUUAUGAAUAUGGUUUCCGUGUGUUCUUGAUCACCUAUUGCUACAUUAUUGUAUCAGGGUAUCGAACAGGAGAGUUUGUUCAAACAGCUAUAAAUAGAUUUUUGCUGAUUGCACUCGGUGCUGCUGUUGCUCUGGGGAUAAAUGUAUGUAUAUAUCCAAUAUGGGCUGGUGAGGAUCUGCAUAAUCUUGUGGCAAAAAAUUUCGUGGGCGUUGCUGCAUCAUUGGAAGGUGUUGUAAAUAAUUAUCUUAAUUGUGUUGAAUAUGAGAGAGUGCCUUCGAAAAUUCUUACAUACCAAGCUGCCGAGGAUGUGGUUUACAAAGGCUACAGAUCAGCUGUUGAAUCUACAAGCACAGAAGAUUCAUUGAUGGGUUUUGCUGUAUGGGAGCCACCUCAUGGUAGAUACAAAAUGCUUAGAUAUCCAUGGCAAAAUUAUGUGAAAGUAAGUGGGGCUCUAAGGCAUUGUGCAUUUAUGGUCAUGGCUAUGCAUGGAUGUAUACUUUCUGAAAUACAGGCACCGCCAGAGAAGAGACAAGUCUUUAAAAGGGAGCUUCAGAAGGUAGGUUGUGAGGGGGCGAAAAUUCUAAGGGAACUUGGAAACAAAGUAAAAAAGAUGGAGAAACUAGGCGAUGAAGACAUUCUUUAUGAAGUACACGAGGCAGCAGAAGAAUUGCAGCAGAAGAUUGACAAAAAAUCCUUCCUCCUUGUAAAUUCAGAGAGCUGGGAAAUCGGAAACCGGCCAAGAGGGGAGGGUGAUCCUCAAGAUCUCUUGAACGUGGAUGAAGAAAGACACUUUUUGGAGUACAAGUCUCUGAGUGAAGCUGUGCUUGAUCUCAGAGCCGUCAAAGUUCCAAAAGGUUGGGGAGAACAAGCAACUCCUGACAACACACCUGCAGUGCCUGUGGGUGUUGGUGAUGAAAACAUGUUCAGAAAACAGAUAUCUUGGCCUGCUCAUAUUUCCUUCAAAGAAGAUGCAGUGUCAAAAGAGGAAGAAUCUAAAACCUAUGAAAGUGCUAGUUCUUUGUCUCUAGCAACUUUUACAUCCCUUCUGAUUGAGUUUGUGGCAAGGCUCCAAAACCUUGUGGAUUCUUUUGAAGAGUUAGGUGAGAAAGCAAAAUUUAAGGACCCUCUUGAGCAAGCACCACCAUCAUCUGCUGGGUUUUGGAACCGAUUCUGUAAUGGUUUGACACUCAAGGAUUGA
This is a messenger RNA of Sphenostylis stenocarpa, 1986 nucleotides long. The record is from the annotation of a GenBank genome assembly. Lineage: Eukaryota; Viridiplantae; Streptophyta; Magnoliopsida; Fabales; Fabaceae.